This is a messenger RNA of Brachypodium distachyon (stiff brome), 716 nucleotides long. Its product is annotated as classical arabinogalactan protein 10. Bases 151 to 522 code for a protein of 123 amino acids. NCBI's taxonomy places the organism in Eukaryota, Viridiplantae, Streptophyta, Magnoliopsida, Poales, Poaceae. The record is from RefSeq and is a predicted model, not a curated record. The transcript has a single exon.
CCCCCCGCCUCGUUCCCCAUUCACAACUCGCAUCGCACAAACCCCAAACAGAGAGCCAAAGCAUUCUCUGUCUCACAUCACAACCACCGUCUCCGGACUCCUCUUCUCGUAAUCUCUAGGCUUUACACCGCAAGCACCAGCAAAACACAAAUGGCUCGCUUCGCAAUUGUCGCCGCCAUGGUCGCGCUCCUGGCCGUCACCGCGGCAGCGCAGGGACCCGUGCCGGCCCCGAAGAUGGCCCCGCUCCCGGCGCCUCCGGCAAGGUCCCCGACCGCGGCCGCCCCUGCGCCGGUCGCCACGCCUCCCAUGGCCGCGUCGCCGUCGUCGUCACCGGUGGCGUCUCCCCCGGCGCCGCCCACCGACGCCCCCGUCGGCGCUCCUGCCGCGAUGACGCCCUCCGCCGUCUCCGCCACGCCUGCCGGCGCCCCGGUAGUCACUCCCGCGAGCUCCGCCGUGUACGCCUCCUCGGUCAGCUUCGUCGCCGUCGCCGGUGCCGUCGCCGCCGCCGCCGUCAUGUUCUAGAUGUGGAGCGAGCGAGGAACUCUGUUUUACUGCUGUGGCUGUUUAUACUGCGAGAUUCUUUUCUGAUUCUUUUUUAGAGACCGCAGAGAGACAAGAGAGGGAGGGAGAGAGAGAGGCAUGACAUUGCCAUGUUAUUAUCUUGUUACAUAUGGACGAGAUUAUAUUAAUGGAAUUCUUUGAUUUGUUACACAUUA